CGAAAGCAAAGGGCGCGCCAGGAAAGGGACCCCCAAUAGAUGGAGAGACGCGUCGGGCGCGCAGCGUGGGGAGCCCGUGGGAAAGAUCGGGCGCGCGCGGCGUGCAGGGAGCGCGCGAGGGGGGCGGUCCCGGGGCCGGAGGCGCGCAAGGAGGAGGGAAGGAGGAGCCUUGGCGGCGCUGGGGGCUCCGGCGAAGAGGAGGAGGAGGAGGACGGCGGCGGCGGCUCCGAUCGCCUUUGGAUCUCUUUCUCGCCCUCGCUCUCCGUUCCGGCGGCUUUGCCUGUCGUGCACGGUCGCGCCUGGCGCUGCGCUGCCCCGGCCGGCGGGAUGGCCGCGCUCCUGCUGCCGCCGCCGCCUGCCCCGCCGCUCCUGCUGCUCCUCCCGCUGCUCUGCUUGCUGUGCUACGGCCCCGCCGGCAGCCUCGGCAACCGGCACGCGGUGCAUUGGAACAGCUCCAACCCGCACUUGCGCCGCGAGGGCUACACGGUCCAGGUGAACGUCAACGACUACCUGGACAUCUACUGCCCGCACUACAAUGCCUCUGUCCCCGAGGGGCGCAUGGAGCAGUACAUCCUCUACAUGGUGAACCACGAGGGCUACCGAACGUGCAACAUCAGCCAGGGCUUCAAGCGCUGGGAGUGCAACCGGCCCCACGCUCCCCACAGCCCCAUCAAGUUCUCGGAGAAGUUCCAGCGCUACAGCGCCUUCUCGCUGGGAUACGAGUUCCACGCUGGGCACGAGUAUUACUACAUCUCGACUCCGACGCACAACCACCGCCGGGCCUGCCUCCGAAUGAAGGUCUUUGUCUGCUGCGCCUCCCCGUCGCAUUCUGGGGAGAAAGCGGUUCCGACCCUCCCGCAGUUCACUAUAGGGCCCGAGGUGAAGAUCGAGGACUUGGAUAAUUUUAACCCCGAGAUGCCUAAGCUGGAGAAAAGCAUCAGCGGGACGAGUCCGAAGCGGGAACACUUACCCUUGGCGGUGGCUGCUGCCCUCUUCCUCAUGACCCUGCUGGCCUCCUAGCCGCCCGCGAGUCGCCGCAGGAGAGGGGCCCCGACUCAAGCUCACCGACCCAGCCUGUGCCAGUGGCCCUCCCCGGUUUGCUUCUGAGGACAAGAAAAACAGAGAAAACACCAGACCUUUUUAAAAUCUAUAUAUCAAAAGAAAUACAAUUCCAAAGGGAGGCAGCUUGAGGUGAUGCAGAGUGAGGAGGAAAGGCCCCAAGAUGGAGGACGACUGACCUUCCUGGCUGUGCUGCUCCUUCUUCCUGCUGCUGCUGCUCCUCCCC
This is a messenger RNA of Lacerta agilis (Sand lizard), 1285 nucleotides long. RefSeq names its product ephrin A3 (gene EFNA3). Gene Ontology annotation, molecular function: ephrin receptor binding. Gene Ontology annotation, cellular component: plasma membrane. The record is from RefSeq and is a predicted model, not a curated record. NCBI's taxonomy places the organism in Eukaryota, Metazoa, Chordata, Lepidosauria, Squamata, Lacertidae. The transcript has 5 exons. Gene Ontology annotation, biological process: axon guidance; ephrin receptor signaling pathway. Bases 40 to 1020 code for a protein of 326 amino acids.